This is a messenger RNA of Paramecium tetraurelia, 1287 nucleotides long. RefSeq lists its product as uncharacterized. The record is from RefSeq and is a predicted model, not a curated record. NCBI's taxonomy places the organism in Eukaryota, Ciliophora, Oligohymenophorea, Peniculida, Parameciidae. The transcript has a single exon.
AUGCAAGAAAUUAAAACUAUUCUGCAGACUGAAUUAAGGAAUCAUGAUCAAAUCCAAGAAUUAGAAGAAUACUUUUUUAAGCAAUUCGAUUAUAUUCGCAACUUGAAAUCUAAAUUAGAUGCCCAAUUAUAUCUGAUGCUAUUUGAAUAAAUCAAAUAUGAGAAAUACCCACCACUUACGCCUAUCUUUGAAGCAGGUGACAUAGGCAGAAGAAUGUAUUUUAUAAUCGACGGUACAGUAGGCAUAUUCAAACCAAAAAAUGCUGAUGCAAAACCACAUCCUGGCAAAUAUCACACAUUCCAAGAGAUUACUGAGAGAAGGUACUUCUAAUAUCAAUUUGUCAACAUCUUAAAAGCAGGAACAUAUUUUGGCGAAGUUGCAUUGCAUCAGAAAGGACCUAGAAAUGCUUCUGUUUGUUCCAUUACAAAAUUAGAAUUAGCAGUUAUUACUUAUGACACUUAUCAAAAGAUCUUAUCAUUGGCAGGCUAACAAUAGAACGACUACAAAUUUAAUUUUCUAAAAUCGAUCUCACUUUUUGAAGGCUGGAAAGACAGUGCUCUAUUAGCGAUGUUAAUGAAUUGCGAAGAAUAGUAUUAUUCUCCCUUCACUUACAUCUUUAAAUAGAAUUAGCCCAUUGAUUUUGUGUACUUUAUAGUCAGCGGUGAAGUUAAAUUGAAAGUAUUCAGAAGAAUAGAAGAACCUGGUGAAUCAAAAAACUAAAUCAAUAAAAUCGAUGGAAUCACUCAUCUUACUACUAACCAAUAUUUUGGUGACAUGGAAUUAUACUAUGAGGAUUGCCCUCAUUAAUUAAGAAGUUCAGAGGCACAAACCUAAUCCUCAUGCAAAUUAUUGAAAAUUUGUGCACGGCAGUUUAUUGAUAAUUAUAGACUAUUCUCAACCAUCUCUAAACCAAGAGCCUUAUCAUAGAGACAAUUACAUCAUCGGAGUUCCAUGUAGAAAAUCAGAGAUAAAGUAAUAUCACAAAAAAUCAAUCUCUAAAUGGUUAAAGUGUAAGAUGCUCCAAAAUAAAUAGAAGAAAUUCACUUUUAACCAAUUAUUCCACAAAUUCCAAUCAGAUUUAAGGUGAAAUUUGGUUAAGUGCAAUCUUAAGAUUACUUGUCCCAAAGAUCAUUAUUAUCAACUGAUCUAUUAAACCCAGAUAGAUUACGUUAGACUUUUGGUUAUGUCCCAAUGAAAUGCGUAGAUUAGACUUUUAUUAAUUGCGUUAAAUAAAUGAGAAUUUCUAAAAAAUCCCCAUUGCGAAAGAGAACAUUUAGUAUUAAAUGA